Peromyscus eremicus (cactus mouse) is the source of this 480-nucleotide messenger RNA. It is a transcript of the gene Ppp1r17, whose product is annotated as protein phosphatase 1 regulatory subunit 17. NCBI's taxonomy places the organism in Eukaryota, Metazoa, Chordata, Mammalia, Rodentia, Cricetidae. The record is from RefSeq and is a predicted model, not a curated record. The transcript is spliced from 4 exons. The coding region runs from base 1 to 480 and encodes 159 amino acids. Gene Ontology annotation, biological process: regulation of phosphatase activity. Gene Ontology annotation, molecular function: protein phosphatase inhibitor activity.
AUGUCCACUGAGAUGAUGACCACUGAGUCAGUGCAGCCUCUGGAGCUUUCAGAAGACAUACUGGACAAGUUCGAUCCUCACUGCAGUCACUCAGAUGACCUUUCAGACCAGUUCAUUAAGGACUGUGACAUCAAAAAGAAGCCGAGAAAAGGGAAGAACGCACAGGCCACUCUGAAUGUUGAGUCAGAGCAGAAGAAACCCAGGAGGAAAGAUACACCGGCCCUGCAUAUUCCGCCUUUCAUACCAGGUGUGAUCUCAGAACACUUAAUUAAAAGAUAUGAUGUCCAAGAGAGAGUUCCUAAGGGCAAAACAGGCCCAGCUCUUCACAACACUGACAUGGAACAGAAAAAGCCAAGGAGAAAAGACACACCUGCCCUGCACAUGCCUCCUUUUGUCACAGGUUUGACUCUGCUCGGAGAUGAGAGCCCCAGAGUGAUUAUGGAAGAGGAUGAAAAGGAUGGCGACACAAUAGCUAUUUAA